Marmota monax (woodchuck) is the source of this 567-nucleotide messenger RNA. RefSeq names its product placenta associated 9 (gene Plac9). The record is from RefSeq and is a predicted model, not a curated record. The transcript has 4 exons. NCBI's taxonomy places the organism in Eukaryota, Metazoa, Chordata, Mammalia, Rodentia, Sciuridae. Bases 148 to 444 code for a protein of 98 amino acids.
AGUGGAAGAGUGUUUUGGAGCCAGAAAGCCGGAGCCGCCCAGGAAUUUUGGCUCAGACUUGGAGCAUUUCCUCCUGGGCCGGCCGGCGCUAUCCUGGGGAGGGCGUCCGCCGGCAGACACCGCGCUGAGAUUUGCCAGGCCAGCACCAUGGGGCUCCUGCUCUGCGCACAGGCUGGGCUCGCCCUGCUCUGCGCCGCGGGCGCCUUGGCGGCCGCUGAGCCCCUCAGCCCCUCCCAAGGAGACCCCGCUUGGAGCACAGGCUGUGACAGAUACAUGGCGGUCCAAGACCGUUUAGACGUGAUGGAAGAGACGGCGGAGAAGGUGGUGGAGCACCUGGAGGCAGAAGUGAAAGGCCUCCUGGGCCUGCUGGAGGAGCUGGCCUGGAACCUGCCGCCGGGGCCCUUCAGCCCCGCCCCAGACCUCCUCGGAGACGAUCACUUCUGAGCAGCAGCGGUAGAGGAGCUGAGCAGCUGGAGGUGGGACCUCGUGGAGGGCAACUCAGACCAGAGCCGUGUCUUCUCGCCCUCCUUUCCCUACCUUUGUGUGAAAUAAAAGCAACUCCUUUGA